AGUCAUCUCACAACGGUUAACAGCAUUGUUUUUGUUACUUUUGAUAGUCGAAAAUAAACUAUAACCACAAUGAGUGGACGAGGAAAAACCGGUGGAAAGGCUCGUGCCAAAGCCAAGAGUCGCUCUUCCAGGGCGGGACUGCAGUUCCCCGUCGGCCGUGUUCACAGGCUUCUCCGCAAAGGCAACUAUGCUCAGCGCGUUGGUGCCGGUGCUCCGGUUUAUUUGGCCGCUGUGCUCGAGUAUCUCACUGCUGAGAUCCUGGAGUUGGCUGGAAACGCCGCUCGCGACAACAAGAAGACCCGUAUCAUUCCUCGUCACCUGCAGCUGGCGGUGCGCAACGACGAGGAGUUGAACAAGCUUCUGGGUGGCGUGACCAUCGCUCAGGGUGGUGUGCUGCCCAACAUUCAGGCCGUGCUGCUGCCCAAGAAAACCGAGAAGACCGCGAAGACCAAGUAAACUGACAAGAGGUUCUCUUCAAACCAAAGGCUCUUUUAAGAGUCACCCAAUUUUUCCGUGAGAGACUGAUUUCUUUAAUCCAAUCACUAUUUAAGUUGAUAUCAACCCAAAAUACAAUUAAAUACGUCGUUGUACUUUUUUCGUUACGCAUAAAGGCUUUAUUAACGUCAUUAGAUUUGCAAGUUCCAAGUAUAUGGGUCAUUCCUGGGAUUUUUUUUAUUUUUAUUUUUUUAAAAUAAAAUACAUAGGUUCUUUAGAAAAUUUAUUAUAGACUAACAUCCUUAGACACAACCUCCAAAAAAUAUUUUCCCACCUCAGGCAUUAAAGACCUUUUUAUUAAUAAUAAUAAAAUCAGAUGGAAAUGCCUUUAUUCUCAACCCUGUAGGGACAAAAAGGAAUUGGUUUUAAAAAGGUUUUACACAAAACUUGUUAUAGAACAAACAUCUACUUACUGCUCAUAAGUGUCCCUCAUAACAGUUUAGUAACUACAAAUGUAUCAUGACGAUUUUUACAUUUUCCCCCCAAAAGAAUAGAUGAGAAUGUUACAGGGUUGAAGAUUGUAACUGGUUUGAAGGGAGACAUUGCCUUCACUUUUAUAUUUUUAAUUUUGCCUCUUUCUCAUAUUGUGCUCUUCUUUCUGGUUCAACAUAUCUGCUCAUGUUGCUGUCAUUUCUGACAGGGUGCUAGUCAGUGUUUAAGUGGACACAUUACAUCAAAUAUUCUAUUUAUAACAAAAUUAUGAGUUGUCAUGAUAUGUAAGUAUAUUUUUACUGAAACCAUGACUAUUUUAUAUAUAUUUUAAUUAAAAUUAUCAAGAAGUGAAAAACUCAACCCUGCCAAACCCGAAACAAUUACAGAUGUGAAUUUAUUUUAAGCACAAAAUGGCCACUGCUCCUCAUGCAGUGUACAAGAGUAGACUGUAUAUGGCAGCAAUGAAAUACUUAUGGAUUAAAAUAAAAUUUUGAAAAAUUA
This is a messenger RNA of Ctenopharyngodon idella (grass carp), 1428 nucleotides long. Its product is annotated as histone H2A-like. Gene Ontology annotation, molecular function: DNA binding; structural constituent of chromatin; protein heterodimerization activity. The transcript has a single exon. The record is from RefSeq and is a predicted model, not a curated record. Gene Ontology annotation, cellular component: nucleosome. Lineage: Eukaryota; Metazoa; Chordata; Actinopteri; Cypriniformes; Xenocyprididae. The coding region runs from base 70 to 456 and encodes 128 amino acids.